GUCUUGUGGGAGAGAUUUAACUACAUGUCACCACACGGUAUUCAAUCAGUGCUUGUGCGUCUCUCAUCCGUUAAACAAGUGAUAAAAGUGCGAGGUAAUUGAGUGUAAAUAUUAGUGGAUAUAACUUCUUCCUCAAAAUGCCCCGAAGACACCGAGAUGAUGAUAUUCCCAUCAAAAUUGGCGGAUGGAAUGGCAAAUUUGUGUAUGAGAAACCCAAAGUGAUUCCCCAUCAGGAUGAUGCACAAAAUACUUCCGGACACGAUGAUGUCACCACGGCCAAGGGCCACCCACGCCAAAGUGGUCAAGGUGACAAGAAGCCCGUCUAUGCCACUGGAAAUCAAUUCUAUGGCUACACCACUGAACCAGAAGUACUUCCUGUAGCAUGGGAUGGAACCUUUGCUGGACCCACACAAACCUACUAUCGUCCUGAUCGAAAUACCUCAGACACAUCUCAAUUCUAUGGAUUCUGCACUGAACCAGAAAUCCUUCCAGUUCAAUGGAGUGGAAAAUUCGAAACAGAUCCAACGGAUAUUCGCAUCAAACCCGAACGCAAUCGUUCUGAUGUCCGGGAUUAUGCUGAGGCGCGCAAUUUUGCUCCCCGUGAUCCUGAACCCCAGUCCAAUGGUCAAAAUCACAUUUGAAGGACAAGAAAAGACAAAAACAACAAAAAAAUCUUCCAUAAGAUCAUAUUGUAAUUGAUUUUUGGGUAAAUUCAUCAUCCGUCCAUCAGUUUCUGUUUAAGAGUUUUACAUGUUAUUACAAUUAUAUUUACAGCAAGUUAAUUUGUCACAAGAUACACUUAAUCUAAUGAAUUCAAGAUCAUUCUCAAUCAAUUAACUCAGUUUUUUUUUGGUUCUAGAACUCGUAUUACUUGUUGCAAUUUUUGUGGCGUAGAUUCCAUGAGAGUGUUGCAUGCAACUGGGUGACCGCAUAAAGAUCAUCUUGGCGCCAAUAUGGGCUCUAGUGUUGCGCAAAAUUGUGAAAUUUUCAAUGCGCAUUAUUUCUGAAAGAUUCAGUGUUUCGAAGUUUUAAACCUCAAUCGUUUAAUUUUAAAAAUUUUCAAUAAAUUCAUUUAAAAGAAAAAUGAGAAAUUUUGAAUAGAAAAGACGACAGAAAUUCGAGAUAACCUCAAAAAUUUUGGCUAAAUUUAAUUGACCGUAACUGUGUUAUCACAUUUGCACAUUAAAAUUUUAAUAUGAUUCACAUUAAUUGUCGCUGGUGAGAGUCCAAAUGUGUAAUUUGUGUGUUUGAAUCAUUUUAUAUUCAAAAUUUGAUCUAUUUGUUGAUAAAAAGGUAGACUUGGCCCGCAAAAUUUGAUAUAAAUUGAUUUAUAGCAUUAAUGCGAUUUUCUCUUUAAUUUUUUAAUGUGAAAAAUAUUUAUGCUUUAGGUAAAUUUAAACUUAUUUUUGCAGGCUAAGUCCACUUCUUUAUCAAUACAGUAGAGUCUCGUUAUAGUCCAUAUUUGGUUUCAGAUUUGACACUUGUGUCGCACUAUAGUCCAUGUAAUUUUUUAAAAUUAUCAACGACUUUUAGUAUUGAAAUUCCUCGACGGCUUCCACUUUCUUUACGAUUGUGGUACUUGUCCUUGCUCUCUUCAUUAUGGAUCACAAUUAUCACAACUACUUAAUAAAGUUUGCCAAAAAUAUUAAAAUAAUUAUGCUUGUUGCAUACUAAAAACAUAACCUAACAUAAAAUCAGUGUUUUUGAAAUCAACGGUCGAUAAAUUGUGGACUAUAGAGCGAUGGCCUAUAGCGAGACUCUACUGUAAAUAGAAAAACCUCAAAUAUUAAGUGACUCAAAAACACAAAUAACAUAUUUGGACGCUCACAAGCGACAAUUAAUAUAAAUCACAUUAAAAUUUUAAUGUGCAAGUAUGAUAACGCCGUAAAAUUCGUCCAGUGAUAUCUCUCUCAAAUUCGGGCAACAAACUUUUUGAAUUGCAACGAUUUUUUGUUCAUCUGCAUACACAAAUCGAGUUUACAUACUCAUAUUUAUGGUAAAUUUCAUGAAAACUCCUUAAUAUUGCAAAAACACAUCAGAACUAAGACAAACCAUGGCAAAUUUGAGCAUAUUUGCUUCAUUUGGUAAUCAUAAUCAAACUUGAAACAUGUUUACAAACUUUUUUUUUCAAUUUAACUGCCGACCAAAUUAAAAAGUAGCCCGAUCUUAACCCUUUAAGGACGAGAAGGUUUAAAAUCGGGGGUCAGAAAAAAUCACUUUUUCUGACUUUUUAGAGCAAAAUACAUCUUUAGGAGGUCGUAGGAAAAAUUUCAUUUUUGGGUCACCGGUGACCCAAUCGUCCUUAAAGGGUUAAAAGAGCCGAAUUAGCGAGUCUACUGUACAAGUGGUUUAUUCUUAACAUCUUGAGUUGAACUUGGUAAGCUUAAAAACAUUUUCUACUGCAGAUGAAGGUGACUUUGUGUCCUGCUAUUAGUAAACUUUUCUUUAAUUCUUUUCUAUUCUUUAAUUCUUUUCUCUGGCGAUCCGAUCUACCAUGUCGGAUAGAUAAAGACCAUCCUUAAAUGCCAAAAUUAAGGAGAAGCUUACUAACAGCAAAGGGGAAAAAUCACCUGCAUCUACGGUAUUAUAAGCUUAUGUUAGGUCGAGAGACGCUCAAAUCUCGAUCUUCAUCUGAAUAGAUAUAGGAAAAACCCCAGCCAUCGUCUAGGAUCGAACCCGGGACCUCUCGCUAUAGUACACUCUCGCUCAAUGGGCUCUUUUUCAAUCUGGCGAAAAACUUUGUUGCCAAUUUUCACGUUUAAUUAUGAAGCAAAUUUGCUUAAUAUCGCUGUAUUUUCUCUUAUUUUAUCGUGAUUUUUUAUAAUUGAGCGCUUUUUGUGGAAUUUACAAUGACAUACAAUGACAUCGGAUGACAUUUUGCCCCAAAUGUCCAACUGAGAGAGAGUCUACUGUAUCUAGACAAAUGCUUUAUCACAGAGUUUCAGAGCUUCCCAGUCUGAAAAUUCUUCCAGACUAGCCGACUGUGGAUUUCCAUUUCAGAUUAGAAAGAGAGCGGUCCCCUGUUCAAUUCUGGAUAGACACAGAACAUAUUCUAUCUCUACUUUAUUGAGGAUUGAGAUUUAGAAGAUGUCACUCGCUUUGACAGAACACUGUGAAUUUUCUAACAUCCUUUCUCCGAGAUAAGGAUUCGCAAUCGCUUUUGUUUGAGUCCUUUAAAAUUAUCGUACAUAGCACAAGGAGUUUUUGAAAUCGAUCGUCGGAUAAUUGGAAAUUAAAGAAAAGCUUAGUUUUCUUCAAGAUAUUCUUUUUUUUUCUUAAAAGUACAAUAACAAUGUCUUAAACCUUUCAGAUGAAAAGAAAAAAUGAUUACGUUAGCGCAGACCAACUACCUUUUGUAAUGCGUAUCGUGGAAAGAAUAUUUAGGGAUAUUGCAAAUUAUUUUAGCACUAGCUUACGUAUUUGCUCGAUCCCCUCAAUUGAUCUUAAGGAACUUCGAGCUUUACAGUUCGCAACUGGAUCUGACAUGCUCUCCACGAACUUUUCUUCUUGAAUCGCUUAAACUUGCUGACACUUUUAAAUGUCACAAACCAAGUCGAAUCUCAUAUUAAAAAAAAAUCUGGCGGUCUCAUAGAACAUUUUUUCUGUACAGAUUACUUUUUUAAUUUUCUAAUACAAAAGAUGUAACCGAUCUCGAAGAAAUUAGCAUGACUGGAAAGGUCUUGAAAUGGUUUACAAUUCAAGUGAAUUCUUGAUUGUUUUAUUUUAAUAUUACAUAAAUUUUGAUUGAAAGUAUGACAAUUUUUCCGCGAUACUGAAAAUCUAGAAACGUAAAAUCCAAGGAGAAUUGAACAAGUUAUUUUAGUGAAUUGUGAGUAGAAAAAUUUGUCAUUUCACAAGAGUUUUUCCACAAAAAUCGCCGAAUUGCAGCUUUAGUUUGAGAGCCAUACUUAAUAACUCCUUUAGUUAUUUAAGCUUCAAUUCAUGUGUUAAAAUUGUUGUAUAGCAAUUGUAAAUCUGAUACAGCAGACAUUAAUUCUUGAAUUUUAUUUAACAAGGUUUAAACAAAAAAUCGAAAGGGUAAAUUUUACAUUAAUUCUCACUAAAGAUUGCGAUAGAACUCUUUAAAAAUCUAUUACAAGAUCGACAAAUGUUUCUCAAGCGCAAUAUUUUGCAAAUAUUGGAACUCUACUUAUCGUGACGAUCGCCGUCUUAGCGAUAGAGAGCCUUUUCAUGUCCUAUUUGUACUAAUGAGCCAUUUGUGUAAAUCUAAUGAAAUUCUUUAUAGCCGUAUUAAAUACAGUAGACUCUCUCUUAUACCUUUGCUCUUUGUCCGUUUGACAUAAAAUAUAAAACGUUAGUAAAAUUUUAAAACGUUUGUUGAUAUUCUUCACAUUUUGGACGUUUUUAUUAAAUCAAACGUGCUCCAAAAGUUGCUGUAAUUAUUUCUCAUUGUAACUUUUUUGGAACGUACGCUUAUAUAGGGAGAAUGCCAUUCAGCCAAGUGAGGAUGAAUUCCAGAAACUUCUUACAUAACCAAAAAAAUGUUGGAUUUCAAACGGUUUGACGUUCAUUAAUCCCUAAUCCAUGUACUACAUUUUACAGUAACGGAUAUUAAUAGUUUUAAUACAGUUCUUGACUAUCCCUAAGCUUAUCAUUUGUUUAAUCAGGGGCCAAUCAAGCCUAAUAAAAAGUGAAGCUAUUUUUCACUUUUCCUUGUAAAAAUUUUGCAGAUAUUGCACCGCGCUUUAAACAAAUUUGCUCGUAGUUCUUGUAUUAUUUCAGCGAGCAUAAUGAAAUAUGUAUUUUUAGAUAGCUUUUAAUGCACGAUUUCGAAAUGUAUCAGACUGAUAAGUCAAUUCUCUUUAGGAAAAAACUUGCCAAUAGUCUUCAGUGCCUCUAUGCAAAAACGUAUGGGAAAAUGAAAUGUCGAGAGGCCCCUGGUUGAAUUAUUUUUCUAUUAGUCAGAUUUUUUCUUUAUUUUUUCAUAUUAUUUUUAUUAAAUUUCACAGAACGGUCAAUUGAUGUUAGCCAUAAAUUCAUGGAGUAGCACAAAAUUAAAAACAAAGUAUACAAAUAACAUAAAGAAUUUUUUAAGUUUAAUUUAAUGAUUUUUAACCUCAAUUUUUUAAGCUUUUAUACCUUUCCUAUAUUAAUUUAAUUAAUUUAGUCUUUAAUUAGGCUUUUUCAUAAUGCUGUAGCUGCAAUUUGUGCAAUUACAUUCGUUGCAAUUGUAAUUGAUCCCAUAAUUGUAAAUUUCAAUUUUUUUCAAUAAAUUUCACAAUCCGUGCAAUUUUCACGAAAUUUUAAAGCCUGAUGUCCUCCCAGCUAAUGCGUCUCUCAUGAAAAUCUUCACUCAUCGUUACUAUUUAUUGUGUUACUUAAAGAUUUUAUUUUGUUUUAUUACCGUUAUUUAAUUAAUAUUUUAACAAUUGUUGAGGCAAUCGAGAGCUGAUCAAACACAGAGGAAAAAGGGCUUAAUUUGUUUUCCAUUUUCUUUUAGCUGUCUCAUGAAUCAUCUCAGUGGAUAAAAAUGUAUUAAUUUUUCAUAUAAUGUAUUUAAACAGUUGUAUAAAUUCUAUUUUGAGCAAAAAUAUACACUUUUGGAGAAAACUA
Molecule: messenger RNA, 5574 nt
Organism: Phlebotomus papatasi
Lineage: Eukaryota; Metazoa; Arthropoda; Insecta; Diptera; Psychodidae
Exons: 1
Coding region: 138-641 (167 amino acids)
Source: RefSeq, a predicted model, not a curated record